This is a messenger RNA of Phascolarctos cinereus (koala), 1378 nucleotides long. Lineage: Eukaryota; Metazoa; Chordata; Mammalia; Diprotodontia; Phascolarctidae. The record is from the annotation of a RefSeq genome assembly.
AUGCUAAAAAUCCUUAUACCAACAUUCAUAUUAAUCCCACUUACCUGACUAUCCAAAAACCUAUGACUAUGAACCAACCUCACAUCAUACAGCCUAUUAAUUGGAACCUUCAGCAUUACACUUCUACAUCAAGACUCAGACCUAGGCACAAACCAUAAUAACCUAUUUUAUACAGACUCAUUAUCUAGCCCCUUACUAGUUCUAUCAUGCUGACUACUUCCCCUAAUAAUAAUAGCAAGUCAAAAUCACCUAAACAAAGAAAGCAUAAACCGAAAAAAAGCUUACCUGACCACACUAAUUAUUCUACAACUAUCACUAAUUACAGCUUUAUCAGCAUCAGAACUCAUAAUAUUCUAUAUCAUAUUCGAAACAACCCUUAUCCCCACCCUAAUUAUUAUUACACGAUGAGGAAACCAAAAUGAACGACUAAACGCUGGACUUUACCUUCUAUUUUAUACCCUAACAGGAUCAAUUCCCCUCUUAAUUGCCCUACUAUUCUUAUAUAACAAACUAGGAUCAUUACAUAUUCUAGCCAUAACUAUUAUAUCAACCACCCUAAAACCUUCUUACUCUAAUUCAAUCCUAUGAUAUGCAUGUAUAACCGCAUUCAUAGUUAAAAUACCUCUAUACGGCCUACACCUAUGACUGCCAAAAGCACACGUAGAAGCACCAAUCGCAGGAUCAAUAGUACUAGCAGCUAUUCUACUAAAAUUAGGAGGCUAUGGAAUUAUACGAAUAACAGUCUUUACCCAGCCCCUAACCACAAACCUUUACUACCCAUUCAUUAUCCUAUCACUAUGAGGAAUAGUCAUAACAAGCUUCAUCUGCUUACGCCAAACAGACCUAAAAUCUCUAAUCGCCUACUCCUCAAUCAGCCACAUAGCUCUAGUAAUCAUCGCUACUCUUAUACAGUCACCACUAAGCUUCAUAGGUGCUACAGCCCUAAUAAUUGCCCACGGACUGACAUCCUCUAUAUUAUUCGGCCUAGCCAACACAAACUACGAACGUAUCAACAGCCGAACUAUAAUCUUAGCUCGAGGACUACAAACUAUUCUCCCACUAACAUGCACCUGAUGAAUCUUAGCCACUUUAGCCAAUCUAGCUCUCCCACCAACUAUCAACUUCUUAUGCGAAUUACUAGUAAUCACCUCAUCCUUCUCUUGAUCAAACUUUUCCAUCAUCUUACUGGGUAUUAACACUAUUAUUACAGCACUUUACUCACUUCACAUACUAACAACUACACAACGAGGAAAACCUACAUACCAUACACAAACUAUUAAACCAACCUCCACACGAGAACACACCCUAAUAAUCCUCCACCUAAUUCCACUACUAACCAUCUCAUUAAGUCCUAAAUUCAUCCUAGGACUCACAUACU